ACUCCCUCUCAACAUGGCGGUUGGUGGAUGAACAAACUGAACUUCCCCUGACUUUUGAUCUUUACCUCCAAGCACAGCCUACUUCGAGGAAGUGUUUGUCAAUCAAUAUAUUUUCACUGUUAAAUUACGUAUUCAUAUGUGAAAAAUUGAGAGCGAAAAUGUUUUUUUAAAAGCCUACCGGUCUACACGAGUACAGUACUAUAGUUGGUAAAGUAAAUUCAUGAGACUCAAGAGUACAAAAGUGCAGAUUAUUUUUGGAUGAUUGAAAAUGGAUUCAGGAGAUUCAUCAGGUGAAGAUGUUUUCGAGUGUGGAAAGUGUAAGGAAAGGUUUUUCAACUACAAUGCAUUUAAGAGACACAAGAAAAGCCAAGUCUGCAGAAGUAAAGACAGAACUAAAACAAAUCAUCAAAGCAACAUAAAUCUGAACAUAUAUUCUAUUUCUGAUAUUUCAGUCAAUCUAGAUGGCAACACAGCAGGUGAAAGCUGUACAUUUACUGGGAUUGUAGAUGGUGCAAAUACCAAGGAUCCAAAUGUACAUACAAAUAAUGCUGAACAACAACUGAACAUUGAGGCUACAAAUAACAUUGUAGAUUUAGCAGCUGAAUUUGCUCUUGUGUCCGAUAUUGCAAAUGAUUCCUGCAAAUCCACAACAAAUAAUUCACAGUUGAUCGAUCAUAAUUACAUGUUUUUACAGUCAAACACCCCUAAUGAUAGGCUGAGGUCAAGAGAGCAUCAAACCAGAUCCAAAGAUACGAUAUGUAUGUUGUGUUCAGACUACACUAUCAACUUGAAUGAUCAUCUUGAAAAGCAGCAUAUGAUAGCAAACGAAAAAGUCCAAGAAUUUGUUUCUCAUUAUAUGGGGCAGUUCUCCUCUCAGAAGGUAGUGAAAAAAUCAAGUAAAUGUGGAAAGACAUUUACAUGUGCUCAGUGCAAAACAGUUUUCAAGACGAUGAACGAUAAGGAUACGCAUGUCUGUCAGAAGUUGACGUGUACUCAGUGCGCUGGUGAAUUCAAGAAUGCCACCCUUCUUGAAAACCAUAAUUGUCCAAAUGCCAAGAACUGCGAAGAUUGUGAUUGCUUUUUUCCAAACUCAAAUUUGUAUAUGAAACAUGUAUGUUCCAAGCCUGAAUUAUCCUUGUGCAAACAAUGUAAAGUUCAGUUCUUGAACAGAGCUCGUAUGCAACGUCAUAAUUGCUGUAGUCCAAAGGAAACAUUAACAGACAAUGUAACGGAAUCCACUUCACGUAUCAGACGCUGCUCCCUCUGUCAGUUCAGCAGUGUACAUUCUUCGUUACUUCUGAGCCACUUCCGAGACCAACACAUGAGUGAUGCUUAUCUCGACGAUGGAAAUGUUACGAAGGUAAAUAAUGAAGAUGAUUCCAAAACGAAGAUAAAAAAUGAGAAAAUAAAAUGUAGACGUUGUAAACGAACUGUUCUGGUGAACCAUCUGGAGAAACACAGACUGAAGUGCCAGGAAGGUAAGGGUAAGAUUUGCAUCUUGUGUAACCACUACUCACGUGAUAGACAUGAUUUUACGAUUCAUGUCGAUACGCACAAAGUUUGGCUUGAUUUGGAUGACGUAAAACGAGUGAAAAAUUCCCAAAGUGAACUUGAACAUGUCAACGAAACUAACCAGCAAACUAAUAUGGAUUGCUCGACUUUGAGUUUAGAGGAUGUAGAUAAAGUUGUGAAGUUGAUUAAGAAGGAUCAAGAGCAAUACUUACUGGAUAACCAACUGAUGAAUACGCAAGAAGCUACUGAAGACAUGGAAAACAGUCUAGAGGAAGGUGAUAAGCAGGAAAACAAGAAAGAUCCUACAAAUACAGGAAACGAUGAGAGUUUACGAGAAUCACGGCGUAACCUUAAUACCCGCAAAUGCAAGUCUUGCGGAACGUUCUUUACGAUUGACUGUCUACCUCUUCAUAUGCUUGAUACACAUAACAAGAUCAAGCUAUUCCGUUGUUUUCUUGACACUUGCUUGCAAGUUUUUUCAAAGCUUGAAAAAUUUGAUGCACAUGUAAAGUCACACCCUGAGAACGAAGACAUGUUGUGGUGCGGUUGUAAAACAUGUGUGCGGGUACAACCAUCAGGAUUAGCCAAAAGGAAAGAAUUAAGAAAGGAAAAAAUGAGGCAGUAUUAUCACAACAUGAUGUAUAAAUGCGAGACUUGCUGGAGUAAGUUUCCAACUGAAGCAGGCCUAAGCAAACACAAAAGAAAUGAAACUCACCACUACCCUUGCCAUGUUUGUGGAAAGAUACAAGUAAGUGUACGUCAACUAAAAAUGCACAUACUCACCCAUGACACCGCAAGACACCACCUCUGUGACAUAUGUGGAUUGGGUUACAAGACUAGCAGAGAUCUGAAGAAACACCGCCUUAAUCAUUCCGAUGUACGGCCAUACGUUUGCGACUCAUGCGGAAAAGCCUUUCCGACAAAAUUCAAGCUUAAUCGGCACAUACUCUGUGUGCAUAAUCCCGUGAAAGCGUUUGCGUGCACUCACGAAGGAUGCGAAAGAAAGUUCUCCCGCAAGGACAAGUUAAAGGAUCACCUUAACACUCAUCUGGAGGUAGAACCAUUCAAAUGUACUUACUGUAGCAAAGGUUUCUAUCGGUCCGACAACUUGCGUGACCAUGAGGUCCUGCAUACACGCAACUACAGAUUUAAAUGUAACUUGUGUAGCAAGGGAUACAUGAGACCGAAACUGCUAGAAGUACAUAAACAAAGAGAGCACAGUGAAGAGGCAGACAACCAGAAUAAAGAAGAUACAGCAUUUCCUCUGUACACGUUAUAUGCACAGCAGCAGGCUAUACAGAUUCUUCCAGAAGCGAUUCAGUCUUUGUCUGCGCAAACUGUUCAACAGCUUCAACAAGUCGUCAAUGAACAACAGCACCAGCAAGUUGCUAUCGACGUGCAGUACCAUCAACAAGCAAUGGGUAACCCUGCUAUUAUGCCUGUGUUUGAUUCGCUGCAAUGAUGAAACAUGUAACUGUCUAUAUAAUUCAAGCGCAUAUUUACAAGUUGUGAAAAUUAAUGGCAUCAUGCUACAAAUGAUGAUGAGUACAUUUAAACUCAAAAUAUUCGGUUACUGUAAAGUAAAAAAUGAAUAGAUUCAAAUAUUUCAGGAUUUUUUAGAAAUUAAUUAUGAUUUUCAUGAUUAAACUAACUUUCUGUGUGACUAAUAUUCAGUUUUCAAUUUAAACUGCAUUCACAUGAAUCAAAUCCAGAACCAAAAUUCUGACCACGUUUCCAAUGCGCUGAAUGUCAGUGCCCCUAUUCCUACAUACUGAUUCGAUUUUCUGAUCGGUUUGGUAGGUUUUCCGAUCCGAAAAUUUGAAUUCGGUGUGAAUGCUCCUUUGUUCUUAGAAGAUAAAACAAUUUGAUAGGAGCUUUCUUUUAUUAUUUUUUCUCAAAAAUUAUACAAAUUGAAAUUAAAAGGAACGUAGAUAGAUUAAAAUAGAUAAUAGUAUACAAUAUUGACUGCUCAUGAGGGGAAUGGUGAAAUCUAUAGGUAAUGUGGGGACUGUUAAAGGCUAUGGUCUCCACAUCACUGAGGGGCUAUAGAUUUCACACAUAGAUUCUACAAAACCCCAAAAAAGUAUAGUAAUGAAAAGAUUACACACCAAGUAGGCCUAGGCUUACUUUCUAGGGCUAGGCGAUCAAAGGCCUAAUCUCUCAGGGUCGUAGAGGUCGCAUCCCCUUUACCAUCAGUGCAUGUCAUAAAUUACAUAGCAAUGUUGUAGGUGGUGGCCUAGAGAUUACACAUAGCAACAGGGCAAAAAAGUACUUUCAUUUAGGGUGAAAGUUACUUUUUUCCCGGGAAAAAGUGAACUAUCAUUCAAACCUAAGUCAUAGGAGUGAUGGUUGAAGUUAUUACCCGCUUCUUAACCAAUCAGAUGCCUAGAAUCUAAUUAUGCGGUAUAUAAUACUGUAUAGCACCAUGUAUUUUAAUAAAUCAUGUUUUUAUGCAAUAAUUUACCAUUUGAGGUGUAAAUUAUGCCAUUUUUUAAUUAAUCGAUCCCGGUUAUUGUUUAUUACUUAGCAGCAAAGUGAAUAAAAACUUAUGAUCACAUUGAUUGGUAAAUAAUAAAAAUAACACCCACAAAUUUAAUAACAAACUGUUGCUUAAAUUAACUAAGCUAACCGUUUUUUCAGAAAGUAGAUACGUUAUCGGUUAGCAAGUUGAGUGCUUUUUUAUCAUUAACCAAUCACACAUACGCAUUUUCAAUUUCCAGUGAUCCCACCGUCAUCUUCUUGAUAUCUGGAUCGGGAUUUUCUUGUGUGAACGCAAGUGUGAACACAUAUGUUAUUUAUUUGGAUCUGUUAGAUGGUGUGUGUGAACAUUGCCUAAAAGGCCAACAAUUAGCAGCCGAUUUAAAAAAAAAAAACCUUAUGAUUGGUUUAGAAUUAAGUAUUAUAUAAUUAUGAAUUAUUCAUUUUAUAUAAAGUAUAUAAAAUAAGUAGCAAAUUUAUUUACAAAGGGAUUGAAUUAAAGUAAUAGUUUAUUAAUAAAUAACUAUUAAAAAUAAAUAACAAAGUGUAUUACUAGUACCUGUAUUGCAUUAAUUUUACUUAAAAGAAAAGGAUAACCAUUUGAUUUCAUUUAGUUUAGAUAAUAGGCUUUUCAACAAAAAAGUUAUUGAUGCAAACACAGAAAUUCAUUGAGUUAAUAAAAACAAAAUAUGA
Anneissia japonica is the source of this 4683-nucleotide messenger RNA. Its product is annotated as zinc finger protein 91-like. The record is from RefSeq and is a predicted model, not a curated record. The coding region runs from base 269 to 2974 and encodes 901 amino acids. The transcript has 4 exons. Lineage: Eukaryota; Metazoa; Echinodermata; Crinoidea; Comatulida; Comatulidae. Gene Ontology annotation, biological process: regulation of transcription by RNA polymerase II. Gene Ontology annotation, molecular function: DNA-binding transcription factor activity; RNA polymerase II cis-regulatory region sequence-specific DNA binding.